Molecule: messenger RNA, 826 nt
Organism: Ochlerotatus camptorhynchus
Lineage: Eukaryota; Metazoa; Arthropoda; Insecta; Diptera; Culicidae
Product: larval/pupal cuticle protein H1C-like
Exons: 2
Coding region: 72-815 (247 amino acids)
Source: RefSeq, a predicted model, not a curated record
GCUUCAGUUAACUUUAAUUCAACUAUAUCGUUUCGUUGCACGCAUCCAAAGUGCAAGUUUACUUCGACAUAAUGGCGUUUAAGAUGGUUGCCCUGUUUGCCACUCUGGCCUGUGCCAGCGCUGGCUACCUGGAAGCUGAUCACCACUCGGCACACUACUCCCCAGCCUCGGCCGUCAGCUAUAGCUCGAUCACCCGUGAGCACCACCCGACAAAGGUUGCCAAGACCGUAACCUACGCCGAACCGGAUGUCCACUACGCCGCUCCAGUCACCAAGACCUUAUCGUACGCUGAACCAGCUGUCCACUAUGCUGCUCCAAUUACGAAGACCCUGGCCUACGCCCAACCAGCUAUGCACUAUGCCCAGCCAUCGGUCCAGUACGUCCAUGAGCCAACUUACACCAAGACCGUUGUAGCUGAACCAGCCUACACCAAGACCUAUGAACACCAGCAGCCAAACAUGUACACUGCCAAGACUCUGACUUACCAAGCUCCUGUCACCUACAGCUCCCUUGCCGUCAAGAGUGUUGUCCCAGUUGCCAAGACCUACGUUUCCGAGCCAAUCUACGCCAAGACCUAUGCCUCCGAGCCAAUCUACGCCAAGACCUAUGCCUCCGAGCCAGUCUAUGCCAAGACCUAUGCCUCCGAGCCAGUCUACACCAAGACCGUUGUUCAGCAGCCAACCUACGUCAAGACCGCUCAGCCCUUAUACGCUCAUUCUGCUCCAGUUGUUGCCACCAAGACCCAGAGCUACGCACCAGAAGCUCAGGUGUCACACAUUAGCUACCAGGAUGCCAACGCUCAUUACGCUUGGUAAAUUCAGGUUUC